Cercopithifilaria johnstoni is the source of this 429-nucleotide messenger RNA. Lineage: Eukaryota; Metazoa; Nematoda; Chromadorea; Rhabditida; Onchocercidae. The record is from the annotation of a GenBank genome assembly.
AUGGUAGAAUCAUCUUAUUCCGGUUCGGCCAUCGACUGCGCUUAUUCUGUUGUAGUUCAAACAAGUCGCAAAGAAAAUGCUGGAACCACAGCGAACAUAUUUGUACAAUUAGCGGAUAUCGAAGGUAAACAAACAGACAAAGUGCGUCUUAAGUGUUCAAUUAGUCAUCGGAAGAAGUUUCAACGGGGUCACUCGGAUUUAUUCUUGCUAAUUGAGCAAAGUCCAUUGUCGAAGCUCAAAUCAUUGGAAAUAUGGCAUGAAAAAAAAGGUGACUGUAGGCCUUGGUUACUGGAUUCCGUCUAUAUCAUUGAACACGCGCAUCAUACACUAUAUCAAUUUCCAUGUCACAAAUGGCUUGGUGACGAUCCAGAUGAUUUAAUUUCAAGUGUGAAGCUUGAAGCUGUUGGAAAACCGUUUAAAGUUCUGUAA